Loxodonta africana (African savanna elephant) is the source of this 5634-nucleotide messenger RNA. RefSeq names its product arginine and serine rich coiled-coil 2 (gene RSRC2). Bases 3497 to 4744 code for a protein of 415 amino acids. The record is from RefSeq and is a predicted model, not a curated record. NCBI's taxonomy places the organism in Eukaryota, Metazoa, Chordata, Mammalia, Proboscidea, Elephantidae. The transcript is spliced from 10 exons.
GAACGAUGCAAUGUGAAAACAGCAAUCUUGUAGAGUUUUUUUUUUUUGCCUGCGUUCAAUGAGAUUAUUUUAGUUGCGUAAUUUUAACUAGUUUCCCGUCUAUGUAAAUCUUAAUUUAUGUCUUCAUAAGGAGCUGGAGGGUAGGUACUGUUGAAAGGGAGUAAAAAUUCUACUUAGGUUUUGAAACCACUGAUUCUGACCGGUGGAUCGGUUUCCGAAGCGACUGGUGAUGUAAUCAGAUUUUGAAGUCUUUGAGAAACAUGUAAUCAAGUCCUGUCAUUGGUGUCUUCUUUAGUUUUAAGAACAAUUUCGUUGAUCCAAAUCAGAAUUAUAGUUCUUAAAUUGCCUCUACUGAACAGUAAGCCUGCCUUGUGUAUAAUGCCCCCGAUCUGAUAGGCGGUCGCAUUGUUGUGUGAUUACUUCAUUUUUAUUUAUCCUCUUAGAAGAAAAAUAUAAGCAUUUUGCAUUCUUUCCCACUGACCAAAAACGUUCCAUCUUCUCAUUUUCGAAAAUAAAUUGGACAAUUAAAAUUAAUGAAAAAUUUUUAAGUUUAUCUUUCCUAAUAAUUGGGAUAUCUGGUCUUAGAAAUGGUUGGAUGCCUUUUUGAUUCCCCUUCCUUCACCCCAACCCCCCCCCACAUCUAAUUGAUUGAAUUUUGGACUUUUUUUUUUUUAAUACAAUUUCAAACAGUUGGUAAACUGAAAUAUGUGGAACUAAAGGGUUUAAUGCUUUCCUUUGAGCUGUGUUUUAGGCCUUUUAAUGUACUUUAAAAAAUAGUUUUACUUGGGUGCAAAUAUUUUAAAGAGGAAAAUCAAUUCCAACGUUUAUUUUUGUUUCUGCAGUACCUUUCUUCGGUAAAGACAUGAUCCCUUGGAGAAGUGACCUAGUAUUGAAUCCUUAUCUUCUUUGGCCGGAAAAAAGAUUUGUAUUCAUGAGCAUCCUUAGGGUUUUCAGCAAGUUGUAAAUUCAAAGAAAUGAGAGUGGGUUUCUGAUAGAGCAGAUACUAGAAGACAGUUCUGCAGUUGGUGAUUAAGAUUUAUCCGUAGAUCAGUAUUAAUUUGAAAUAAAGCCACACUCAAAAAUUUUAAAAGAAACUUUAAUAUUCAAUUGGUAUUUUUUCUGAAUACCUCCAUUGUGCUAUCAUAAUCUGCUUAGGUAUGAUUUAGACUGAAAGUGGCCAUUUAGUGUAAAUUUCUAGCCUGUCUUCCCUAUUGCCUCCAAGCAUGUUUUCUGAUUGACAGAAAACAAUUGCCAGUGCUAAGCUCUGGCUUUUCCAUGGAAAGGUGGUUUUCAACUCUAGUCAUGCUUGUGCUCUGUAGAAGUGUGCCUGUGAUCCAGGAAUUCAGUCCCUUUGGCUGAAAAGUGGCAUGUACUAAGAGAAGUGAUGCCACUGCUGAAAGUUUUUGAGAUGGCAUUUAUUUUACCAAGUAAAAGCUGUGCUCAUGCUUAGACAUCAUAUACAUGUCUGAAAUGGUCCUUAAGGGUUAUGAGGAGAACAAGAAUAAAAGUAAAUAACAUUGGUUAUGAGAGUCAGAAUCACUCUUAAUUGUCUGAUACAGUAUCACUUAUUAAUACUAGACACAGCAGAGAAAUAGAGAUACAGUAUCAGCUUAGAUAAUCAGUUAGUGUUGCAGGAUCUCAUCUGUAAAAUGAGAAAGUCAAACUCAGUGGUUCUAAGGAACUGAAAACUGUUCAGCUUAAAAACUCUGUUUCCAGAAAUCACCUACCUAUACUUAGAAAACUGGAGAAGGACAAAUAAACAUAGGACCCCUCUCCAGUUGCUGUUUCUUAAUGCACUUUUUGUACCUUUGUAAAGAGGCUUAACACACAAUUGAUCUAUUUUUCCCCCAAACCAAACCAAACCAGUCGCUGUGGAGUUGAUGAUGACCCUAUAGGACAGAGUAGAACUGCCCCAUAGAGUUGCCAAGGAAUGCCUGGUAGAUUCGAACUGCUGACCUUUCAGUUAGCAUUUAACCACUGCACCACCAGCGUUUCCUUCUAAACUGUGAAUUUUGUACCUUUUAUUAUUCCCAGAGGCUAGCAUGGAGUGUGGCACAUUUUCUGAUCCUCAGUGAAGAGUUGUUGGAUUAAUGCAAUCUCUCACACCUCCUUUGUUAAAAAUAGACCCUGUUUAAUUUACUUGAGAUGAGUUUUCCUGACUAAUCUUUCUAAGGGAGGGGGCAGUUCAUUAUCAAUGUGAUUCCUCUCGCAGGAGAAGGUAUAGCAGUUCCCUGUUUAUCCAAACCAGAUUCAUUUACUUCUGAUUUCGUAAAUCAGAAGUUCUUAAACUUCCUGUAAAGGGCCAGGUGGUUAAUAAUUUAGACUUCGUGGGCUGCAAAGUGUCUGUGUUACUUUGCUUGCUUGCUUGUUUUUAUCCGCCUUUUUUUAAAAAAUGUAAAACCAUUCUUAGCUGAAGGGCCCUACAGAAACAGUAAGUUUGCAAACCCACCCUAAGUAGUCAGCUCCCCCACUUUCCAAAUAUUGCUGAAACUUUUUCCCCUACCUUUUGUCAAAAUCUAAUUCCAGGUAACUUUGAGGUUCUAAUUUCUCCACGAGGCUUGAAGCUUUUUGUAUGACUCCAACCUAAAUCAGUUUUUUCGUCUAUGGUACUCCUGUUUGUAAUUAGGCCACACAGUUCAGCAGAGCCACAGAGAUCUGUUUUUAAUGAAAAAUAAUAACUGGAAUUCUUCAAAUAUUUGAUUGAUUUCUGUGCUGUAUACUGUUAGGAGGGGGAAAAAAAAAACAUUGCCUUCAAGUCAAUUCUGGAAUUCUUCAAAGAUAUGCUUUCUGUACUGUAUACUGUGUUAGGAAACCUUGGUGGUGUGGUGGUUAAGUGCUAUGGCUGCUAACCAAAGGGUAGGCAGUUUGAAUCCGCCAGGCGCUCCUUGGAAACUCUAUGGGGCAGUUCUACUCUGUCCUUUAGGGUCGCACUGAGUUGGAAUCGACUUGUCGGCACUAGGUUUGGUUUGAUUUUGGUUUAUACUAUGUUAGGAGAAAAAAAAGAAACGUUGUCAUCAAGUCAGUUCUAACUCACAGCAACCCUGUAGGACAGAGUAGAACCACCCCACGGGGCUUCAAGGAGUGGCUGGUGAAUUUGAACUGCCUACCUUUUGGUUUUGGUUAGCAGCCAUAGUUCUCAACCAUUGUGCCAUCAGGGCUCCAUAUUAGGAGCAAGGUAGAUUAACUUGCUCUCUAUGAACUGGAAAACAACUGAUAUUUAGAUGAAGGAACUUAGUCUUAGGUAAAUCAAGUCUCUGGAAAGAGUGUUACAUUUUUUUUUUAAGCGCUUUAAAACAAAAAUAACUUUGUUUCCAUAGCCCAGAGCAUAUGUGAGGAGAAGCAGGACAUGUUUUGCAGCAGCACUGUGCCAGGGGACUGUUUUCAUUAAAGAGGGUUAAUGAAAUUAAGAUGGGUACUCAGGCUAGUGAUACAGAACGAGACGGACUAGCCCCAGAAAAGACUUCCCCAGAUAGAGACAAGAAAAAAGAGCAGUCAGAUGUCUCUGUUUCUCCUAGAGCCUCAAAGCACCAUUAUUCAAGGUCAAGAUCGAGGUCAAGAGAAAGAAAACGAAAGUCAGAAAAUGAAGGAAGAAAACACAGGAGCCGGAGCAGAAGCAAAGAGAACCAACUUCUUCUUAAAACAGGCAAGAAGACAUGAAUCCAAAGAUAAAUCCUCUAAGAAACACAAGUGUGAGGAACAUAAUGACAAAGAACAUUCUUCUGAUAAAGGAAGAGAGCGACUUAAUUCAUCUGAGAAUGGUGAGGACAGACACAAACGCAAAGAAAGAAAGUCAUCGAGAGGCAGAAGUCACUCCAGAUCCAGAUCCCGGGAAAGGCGUCAUCGUAGUAGAAGCAGGGAGCGGAAGAAGUCUCGGUCCAGGAGUAGGGAGCGGAAGAAGUCACGAUCCAGAAGCAGAGAGAGGAAGAAGUCACGAUCCAGAAGCAGGGAAAGGAAACGGCGAGCCAGAUCUCGUUCCCGCUCAAGAUCAAGACACCGGCAUAGGAGUAGAAGCAGAAGCAGGACAAGGAGCAGAAGUCGAGAGAGAAAGAAGAGAAUUGAGAAACCAAGAAGAUUUAGCAGAAGUUUAAGCCGGACUCCUAGUCCACCUCCAUUUAGAGGCAGAAACACAGCAAUGGAUGCACAGGAAGCCUUAGCUAGGAGGCUGGAAAGGGCCAAGAAAUUACAAGAACAGCGAGAAAAGGAAAUGGUUGAAAAACAAAAACAACAAGAAAUAGCUGCAGCAGCUGCAGCUACUGGAGGUUCUGUUCUCAAUGUCGCUGCCCUUUUGGCAUCAGGAACGCAAGUAACUCCUCAGAUAGCUAUGGCAGCUCAAAUGGCGGCCUUGCAAGCUAAAGCUUUGGCAGAGACGGGAAUAGCUGUACCUAGCUAUUACAAUCCAGCAGCUGUGAAUCCAAUGAAAUUUGCUGAACAAGAGAAAAAAAGGAAAAUGCUUUGGCAAGGCAAGAAAGAAGGGGACAAAUCCCAGUCUGCUGAAAUCUGGGAAAAAUUGAAUUUUGGGAAUAAGGACCAAAAUGUCAAAUUUAGAAAAUUAAUGGGUAUUAAGAGUGAAGAUGAAGCUGGAUGUAGCUCAGUUGAUGAAGAAAGUUACAAGACUUUGAAGCAACAGGAAGAAGUAUUUAGAAAUCUUGAUGCUCAGUAUGAAAUGGCAAGAUCACAAACCCACACACAAAGAGGAAUGGGGUUGGGUUUCACAUCUUCAAUGCGAGGAAUGGAUGCAGUUUGAAAAAGAUCACACUUGUAGAAGCUGGGGACUUUAUAGACUUUUCUUGUUCUGAUGUCAGGUCCUUGUUCACCAACAGCUAGCAUUCUAGCUUGCAUGGGUGUUGCAUUGACUUUAAUUUAUUGAAAAAUACGAUUUUUUGUAAAUAUCAGAUCAGUGAUACUGGUGUUAGUGUUGUAAUCAGGUUAAACCCGCUUCCAUUAAACUUGACAGGUCUAUAGAAGGACAAUAUUUUUUAGUCAUGAAUUCUACUUUUCAAAUAUAUAAAAGCUGCCGGUGGGAUAAAAAUCUUGUACAUGGGUUUUUCGUGUCCACUGUCUUGUGUACUUUUGUACUUAACCUUGUACAGUUCUUUUCAUCUCUUGAAACAUGAAAGAAAUGUAGAUGUUCUUUAGAUGAUCUGGCCAUUUGGUACAUAAUCCAGCGUAAAUAAGCUGGGUGGUGAUGAUAAUAAAAAUGGUUUUCUCAAAACUGGUGUUAAUUUAAAUUACCUAAAAUUCUUGUUUGAAUUUAUUUUAUGGUUUCUGUAGCAUUUGCAAUUGCUAUUAGAAAAUACUGACUAGAAAUCCCUCCCCCCCCCUUUUUUUUUUAAGAACAAUUAACUAUGCUAUAGGCAAUACCAUAGUGAGCAAAAAUGUACAAGGAAUGUGGGAAGAACAAGCAAAAGAAAACUAUUAAAAUACUGUUUCCUACUAUCAUAAGGGACAGAAUUGGUGUAUAGUAUUUGUUAACUAUUCAGUGUUAUUCAAGAAAUAGAUUAAUGCAUUAAAGGGAUAUGUAAGCACUUUUAUUUUAAUAAAGUGCCUUAUAACAAGUCCUUUGUAUGCCCUUUGCUCAUUAUCCUGUUGAAGUCUUCUCCUACAUAAUAAACUAGUCUGAAAUACUAAAGCAAA